CACCCCUCUUCCCCUCUCACCUCCUCUCACCUCCCCUCCACAUAACCGCCUUUUCUCUUUUUCUCUCUUGUCUUUCUCUUCUGCGUCGGGCGAGCAGAAGUGCGCAGUUCGAUACCCCGGAUAGUAUAUCCUUUCAGCGCUCUUUGAGGCCGUCGCUUGACCGCCUUUUCGCCUUUGUCCCCCACAAAAGGCCACUCUUUUUUCCACCCUCCAGAUCUCUCACAAAACUCUAAAAAUGGCACCCGCUGCAACUGAAGCCGCAUCGGCUGUUAAGUCGGAAACCGCAAAGUCCAUGAAGGCUCUCGAGGAGCUCUUCAAGCGCCUGACCGUCUCCAAGGAGGCUGGCGACAUCGAGAGCGCCUCUCAUGACAUUGCCACCUUGAUCAAUGGCGAUUUGGAGAAGGAUGCUUCGCUUGAGGCUUUUGAACUCCUCAAGAAGCAGCUUGGAAACAAGAAGGAUGCUCUCGCUCGUGAGCGCGCUCUCGAGGCCGUCAGGGCCAUCGCCAACCACGCUACCGUCUCACCCGCUGUCGAGCCCUUCCUCGUCGCCUUUCUGCCCAACACCCUGGCCGCUGUUGGUGACAAGAUCACUUCCGUGAAGAAGGCUGCCGAGGCCGCCUCCGAGUCCAUCGUCAAGGCAGCCAACGCCCACGCUGUCAAGGCCAUCCUCCCCCACAUCUCCGCCUCGCUCGAGACCGCACAAAAGUGGCCCGAGAAGAUGAUCGAUCUCAAGCUCAUCCAGGAUCUCUGCGAGAGCGCGCCGACCCAGAUGGCCUUCCGCGUUCCCGAUCUUGUUCCCGUCGUCUCCGGAGCCAUGUGGGAUACCAAGGCUGAGGUGAAGAAGGCUGCCUACGCGACUAUGGAGAAGAUCUGCGCCCUCAUCUCCAACAAGGAUAUUGAGCGCUUCAUUCCUGAGCUGAUCAAGUGUAUCGCCAAACCCGAGAACGUUCCCGAGACCGUCCACCUUCUUGGUGCCACCACCUUCGUCACCGAUGUGCACGAGCCGACUCUCGCCAUCAUGGUUCCCCUGCUCGAGCGUGGUCUCGUCGAGCGUGAGACUGCCAUCAAGCGUAAAUCCGCCGUCAUCAUCGACAACAUGUGCAAACUCGUCGAGAACCCUCAGAUUGUCGCCGCUUUCCUGCCCAGGUUGAUGCCCGCUCUCGAGAAGAACUACGAGAACAUGGCUGAUCCCGAGGCCCGUGAGAAGACCAAGCAGGGUCUGGACACACUCAUCCGUGUCGGCCACGUCAAGGACGGCAAGAUCCCUGAGCUUUCCAAGGCUGGCGACGUCGAGACUGUUGCCGCCAACCUCAAGGCCGUCAUCCCCUCCAAGCACAAGGUCGAUGCCAAGCUCGAACCCAUCGUCAACUACGUCGGCGCCAUUGGUGGCCAGCUCGUUGACCAGAGUGACUUCGAGCAGGUCAGCUGGGAGACCAACUGUGGUCCUUUCGUCGAAGUUCUUGUGGGAGCCGAUGACGCCAACAGCGUUACCGACGCUCUUCGAAGGCGAUCCGUUCCCGGUGCCGAGGACGAGGAUGUUCCCGAGCCUGAUGAGGAGGAGGGCGAGGACCUCUGCAACUGCACAUUCAACUUGGCCUAUGGUGCUAAGAUCCUGCUGAACCAGACUACCCUCCGCCUCAAGCGUGGCCAGCGCUACGGUCUGUUGGGCCCCAAUGGUUCCGGAAAGACCACCCUGAUGCGUGCUAUCAACAACGAGCAAGUCGAGGGUUUCCCCAAGCAGAGCGAAGUCAAGACAGUCUACGUUGAGCACGAUCUCGACUCCGCCGACACUGAGCAGACCGUCAUUGAGUGGACCAUGAAGAAGCUGAAGUCCGUCGGUAUCGAGAAGCCCCAGAACGAAGUCGAGGACAAGCUCGUCGAGUUCGGUUUCGUCAAGGAGCAACUCACGAACCCCAUCACUUCGCUCUCUGGUGGUUGGAAGAUGAAGCUUGCUCUUGCUCGCGCCGUCUUCGAGGAGCCCGAUAUCCUUCUGCUUGACGAGCCCACCAACCACUUGGAUGUCAAGAACGUCAAGUGGCUUGAGGACUACCUUGUCAACUCGCCUUGCACCUCCAUCAUCAUCUCCCACGACAGCGGCUUCUUGGACAACGUCAUCCAGCACGUUAUCCACUACGAGCGCUUCAAGCUCAAGCGCUACAAGGGUAACCUGAGUGACUUCGUCAAGCGCGUGCCCUCUGCUCGCUCCUACCACUCGCUCACCGACACCGACAUGGAGUUCAAGUUCCCCGAGCCCGGUUACCUUGAGGGUGUCAAGACCAAGGCCAAGGCUAUCGUCCGUGUCAGCAACAUGUCCUUCCAAUACCCUGGAACGAGCAAGCCUCAGAUUUCCGACAUCACCUUCCAGUGCUCGCUCGGCUCUCGUAUCGCUGUUAUCGGUCCCAACGGUGCUGGCAAAUCUACUCUCGUCAACGUCCUGACUGGUGAACUCAUCCCCACUUCUGGUGAAGUCUACCAGCACGAGAACAUCCGUAUCGCCUACAUCAAGCAGCACGCCUUCGCCCACAUCGAUAACCACUUGGACAAGACUCCUUCCGAGUACAUCCAGUGGCGUUUCCAGACUGGUGAGGAUCGCGAGACCAUGGACCGUGCCAACAAGAUCAUCACGGAGGACGACGAGAAGGCCAUGGACCACAUCUACAAGAUUGAGGGCACUUUGCGUCGUGUCAUCGGCGUCCACUCUCGUAGGAAGUUCAAGAACUCCUACGAAUACGAGUGCUCGUUCUCUCUGGGUGAGAACGUCGGCCAGAAGAACGAGAAGUGGACUCCUAUGAUGACUGCCGACAACGCCUGGCUUCCUCGUAGCGAGAUCAUCGCCACCCACGCCAAGAAGGUCGCUGAGGUCGAUCAGAAGGAGGCUCUUGCCAGCGGUCAGUUCCGUCCUCUGGUUCGCAAGGAGAUUGAGGCUCACUGCGCCAACUUCGGUCUUGAUGCUGAGCUGGUUUCUCACUCGCGCAUGCGUGGUCUCUCUGGUGGUCAGCGUGUCAAGGUCGUACUUGCUGCCUGCUCGUGGCAACGUCCUCAUCUGAUCGUCCUGGAUGAGCCUACCAACUAUCUUGAUCGUGAUUCGCUCGGUGCCUUGUCCAAGGCCCUCAAGUCCUUCGAGGGUGGUGUCAUCAUCAUCACCCACUCCGCUGAGUUCACCAGGGGUUUGACCGAAGAAGUCUGGAGUGUCGUGGACGGCAAAAUGACGCCUUCCGGCCACAACUGGGUGCAGGGACAGGGUUCUGGUCCUCGCCUUACGAAUAAAGAUGAUGAUGACGAGCCCAAGUUCGACGCGAUGGGCAACAAGAUCGAGGCGACCAAGAAGAAGGCCAAGCUGUCCAGCAGCGAAGCCCGCAAGAAGAAGAAGGAGCGCAUGGCCCGCCGCAAGCGUGGUGAGGAGGUGUUCUCUGAUGAGGACGAGUAGACGACAGUUUCUGGAUGCUCAAGAACGAUCUUGGCCUCAACAGGGGCGUUUUCCUUUUCCUCGUCACGAUUUUGCAUUUUCAGGGGGUUUAUGCUGUGUCUGUGUUCGGGCCUUUUGUCUAUAGACAAGACCGGCCGGCUCUGGAUAGCUCGGACAUGAACGAUGUCGUUUCACGAAGGUUUCUAAUGACUGAAGUAGGGGGUCUUUUGCACUAGGCGUCUGGGUAAAAAGUAUCUCACGGGUUUGCAUACCUGUUGAUUGAUAGAAAUAGAGUUCUUAACUUCCAA
Molecule: messenger RNA, 3714 nt
Organism: Westerdykella ornata
Lineage: Eukaryota; Fungi; Ascomycota; Dothideomycetes; Pleosporales; Sporormiaceae
Product: ARM repeat-containing protein
Exons: 3
Coding region: 236-3427 (1063 amino acids)
Molecular function (GO): translation elongation factor activity; ATP binding; ATP hydrolysis activity
Source: RefSeq, a predicted model, not a curated record